AUGACAGCGACCCGCGCUAAGACGUUCAACUGCCCCGUGCAUGGCCACUUCGACCUGCCUGCCGAGUGCGUGGCAAUUAUAGACACGCCGGAGUUUCAGAGGCUGCGGGAGCUGAAGCAGCUGGGCCUGACAUACUAUGUCUACCCCGGCGCGUCCCACGGCCGCUUCGAGCACUCGCUCGGCGUCGCGCACCUGGCGGGCAGCUGGGCGCAGCACCUUCUCGGCAGCUUCCGCUCGGACGGGAACCUCCACAGGGAGGACCGGCACAGUGUCCGCGCGCUGGAGCUGGCAGCGCUUUGCCACGACCUAGGCCACGGCCCGUUCAGCCACGUGUUUGAGAACGAGCUCCUGCCGCGCGUGCUGGGGGAGAGCGCGGCUGCCACCUGGCACCACGAGGACAUGUCGGAGCGAAUCCUCGACCAUUGUGUCGACGCCAACAGCCUCGACCUCGGCCCCGGCUUCAGCGGCCGCAAGGAGCUGGGGCUGGUGAAGGACCUCAUGCGCGGCAGUCUAGCGCAGGACGGCCCGGACGACGCGUCCCCCGGCGCCCCCGGCGGCACCGGCAUGUUUGGCAGCCAGGGCGCGGGCGGCGGCGGCGGCCACGGCGGGCCCGCGCUGCUGCCAAAGGACCCGGAAAAGCGGUGGCUCUUCGACAUACUGGCCAACAAGACGAAUGGCAUCGACUGCGACAAGUGA
Molecule: messenger RNA, 696 nt
Organism: Monoraphidium neglectum
Lineage: Eukaryota; Viridiplantae; Chlorophyta; Chlorophyceae; Sphaeropleales; Selenastraceae
Product: SAM domain and HD domain-containing protein 1
Exons: 8
Coding region: 1-696 (231 amino acids)
Biological process (GO): dGTP catabolic process
Cellular component (GO): nucleus
Molecular function (GO): dGTPase activity
Source: RefSeq, a predicted model, not a curated record